Molecule: messenger RNA, 1370 nt
Organism: Prosopis cineraria
Lineage: Eukaryota; Viridiplantae; Streptophyta; Magnoliopsida; Fabales; Fabaceae
Product: F-box/FBD/LRR-repeat protein At5g56420-like
Exons: 3
Coding region: 92-1258 (388 amino acids)
Molecular function (GO): protein binding
Source: RefSeq, a predicted model, not a curated record
CGCGUCGUAGCCUCCGGUCUCCAAGUGAGCUUCAUUCUCUGAAACAUCUGUUCUGUAAUUUUACUCAUCCGGCGAAGCCACGACGUACGGCAUGGCAAAAUUAGCGCCUGAACAAGGAGAGAGUGAUAGGAUUAGCAGCUUACCAGACCCUCUGCUUCACCACAUCCUAUCUUUUCUUCCCAUAAAAGAAGCCAUAGCCAAGAGCUUGAUCUUGUCCAAGAGGUGGACUCGGCUAUGGCUGGCAAUGCCCGCUCUUGAUAUUCAUGACACUGGCUUUGCUACUCUUAAUUCUUUCAUUCAGUUUGUAGAUGCAGUCUUGUUCUUGUCACAUCCCAAACCCAUAAACAUGUUUCGUCUCAAGUGUCAGAUAUUCCAAGUGCCUCCUAUCAGGACUAAUCUGUGGAUUAACUUUCUGAUAAAUGGUAAAGUGGAGCAUCUCGAGCUAUGUUUUGCAGAUUUAAAUUCUUAUAGUCACGUUGAUGUGCCUGCUUGCAUUUUCCACGGCGGUACCAUUAAGGUUUUAAAGUUGGCUCAGGUUAAGCUGAAUGCUCGAUCUGUUAAUUUUCCUUCACUCAAAGUAUUGCAUCUGGUGAAAGUUCACUUUUCAAAUGCUGAAUCUGUGGCUAAGAUCCUUAAUGGAUGUGCUCUUCUUGAGGACCUGGUAUUAAAAUCAUGGUCUGCUCCUUUUAAAGGUUUCAACUACCCCAGGAUUGGAAGGUUUGAACAUUUGGUGUCGGCAGAAGUUGAACUAUCUUCGAUUCCGUUGGCAGCUUUUAGUGAUGUUAGGCUUCUUCGGAUUAAGGUACUGAUGAUAAUUUAUAGAGGCGAGCAGUUUUACAGGAGCCUACCUUUGUCCUGUGUUUGGACGACAUUUUAUAAUUUAACUCACCUGGAAUUCUCAUGUCUGAGUAGUGAUGUAGACAGUCUCGUGACAUUCCUUCAAAAAAUCCCGAAACUUGAAAUUCUUGCUAUUCACAAGCUGGAAGAUCCUAUUUGUAAGGGAAGUUGGGUGGAAUCAAUAUUUGGUAAUGUUCCUCAAUGUCUUUCAACACAUCUUAAGGAAUUUUGUCUGGGUGAAUAUAGAGGGUCAGAAUGUGAGUUUGAACUUGCAACGUUUAUUAUGAAGAAUUCAAGUGCUUUGAGAAACAUUUCCAUUUACAGUUCUACCAAGGAAGAUGUAGAUUCGAAACACCAAAUGCUCAGAAGAUUAUCAUCAUGUCCUAGAGGUUCAUUGAAUUGCAGGCUGCUAUUCCAUUAAAUUUCUGAAAUGUAAAAUGAUUUUGUUGCUUGUGUCUUGUUUCUUGAUUUUAUUUUGGCUUAUUUCCCUUUUGACUAUAUAUCUUGGACAACAUUUUACGCUGGACACUUCA